Molecule: messenger RNA, 1727 nt
Organism: Dermacentor andersoni
Lineage: Eukaryota; Metazoa; Arthropoda; Arachnida; Ixodida; Ixodidae
Biological process (GO): regulation of canonical NF-kappaB signal transduction
Cellular component (GO): plasma membrane signaling receptor complex; cytoplasmic side of plasma membrane
Molecular function (GO): tumor necrosis factor receptor binding; metal ion binding
Source: RefSeq, a predicted model, not a curated record
AACGGAAUAAGUGCCCAGCUCUGUGUGAGGCGCCGGCAUUCUCUAUCCGCUGUUACUAUGCCUGAUCACGGACGGCGAGCUUUCCACCGAGUGUGCAACUCGGUCAGCGGCGUCAACUGGCGCCCGACGCGCUUCGUCGACGAGCUAGUGGUGGAUCGUUACGCCUGCGGCGUGUGCCACGUGAUUCCGAGCACGACGGUUGUACUGCUCUGCGGUCACGCCCUGUGCGAGCAGUGCCAGCGAGGCUCCGUCAUUCAAGAUGGCGGAAGCGUCUGCCCCCUUGACGGUGAGCCGUUCUGCGAGGACAGCUGCCAGAAGCUGCAGCUCCCAGAAAAAAAGAAGCAGAACCUGAAGAACACGCCAGCCAGCCUGCACCGCCCUCCCAUGGAUGCCACUUGCGGCAUUUGCUCUCGAGACCACAGUGAUGAUUCAAGGCAAAACAGCUCUAGCCUUGCCGGAAUGUGUGCUGGUGCGAAUACGGGUGCAACUGCCAGUUCUUAAGAAGAGGAAACUAGCCAAGCUACAAGUGAAACAGAUGUUCUUUGUGAUGACGGUGCAACAAGCUUCAGUGGCAGUGAACUCAAUUUUGCUUUUGAGUUGAGCUCCGAAAGGAUCCUGUUCAAGAAACAGAUGAAAUGGGCAGCAAUGAUGAAGAGAGUGCACAGAUGCAUGAUGCUGAAGGAAGUGGGAGUGAAGCUGCAGGAGAUGAUUUCGUUAAGUAUUUUGGAAAACUCGGACAGGAAACCCAACCUUAUCAGUCAACAACAAAAGCAUAAGCUUUCCUGCUUGUGCUUAAUACAUUGUCACUGCAGGACUGAAAUGGGCACAAGUUCGAGGGCUUCUAACUUUGAUAAAUGCCUUGUUUGGGGAGAAAGUUGUGCCAUGCACUACCUACUCCCCGAGAAAGCUGUGGAAGAGCAAGAACCAAGCGUUAAGGGUGCACUUAUAUUGUCAAGCCUUCCAUAAAUACCUCGGACUACCUUGCAAUGCCAAAAGCAAGCCCAGUGUCCCCUGUGAUUCAUGUGGUGCAGAAAAGUGGCUUCAAGAGUCAAUAAGUUCUGGAAGUUUCUUUUUGAUAUUUAACUUGAAACGGCAGUUGCUUGAACUCUUAAAACAAGUUGGCAGGCCUCUCCACACUAACUUACAGAAGCUGUCAUCAGGGCCCCUAGUGCCAGGUGCUUUUUCUGGCAUCACCGAUGGAAGUUUGUACCAUAGUGUAUGAAAGCAGGUAAACAUGACAUGGAGUGAUAUCACAUUGACCUUCAACAGUGAUGGGGCACCUCUGUUCGAUUCCAGCAAGAGCACAAUUUGGCCAGUUCAAUAAUGAUAAAUGAGCCGCCAGUUUUGAUGUAGUGGCAAAAUGUGCUCAUCUCAGGGCUAUAAAUCUCAAGGACUCACCCACCGAUGCACCUCUUCAUGAUGCAGUUUGUUUAAGAAGUCACAAAUGUUGGAACUCUAGUAUGGUCUCUUGCUUAGGCGGUAUGAACAUGCUGCAUCAGCAUGUCCGCGUUGGUGCAUAACCGCUGUUGUGACCAUACACUAUAAUUGACAAAAGUGUAAUUUUAGUGCGCACGUGAGUUGCAAGCAAGGCGCUUUAGCUAGCGUGGGAAUGAUUGCUUAUGUGGAUUUGUAUAACAUUCUCUAUUUUCCUUUGCACAUUAUCGUCACUUUGUAUUUUAUAUAAUUUAUUGCAUUUUUACAAGUACUAUUAAAUACAUAGGAGAGUU